Molecule: messenger RNA, 1947 nt
Organism: Populus nigra (black poplar)
Lineage: Eukaryota; Viridiplantae; Streptophyta; Magnoliopsida; Malpighiales; Salicaceae
Product: cell number regulator 13-like
Exons: 7
Coding region: 138-1304 (388 amino acids)
Biological process (GO): cell surface receptor signaling pathway
Source: RefSeq, a predicted model, not a curated record
AACUUUAACGAAGCCAAUAAAACCCAAAAAGUAGAAACACUUCCUUGGACACCUCAUUUAAUGCUGAACUCCCCUUCACACUCUGUAGUGAUCACUACUCUCUCCAUUUUCUCUCCAAAGCUACAAAAUUUAUAAACAUGGCAAAUCUUGCACAGGUAGCAGGAGUACACACAUCAGGCCUGGCAAACAUGAUCAUAUCAUCAGCAAGAAACGCCACCGCGCACAAGAAAAACUGCGAGCAACUAGCUGAGCACGUGAAGAUUAUAAGCAACCUGCUAGAGAAGAUAAAAUCAACGGACCUGGUGAACUUGCCUGCUACAAAAGAGCCAUUGGAUUGUCUAGAGGAAGCUUUGAGAAAGGCACUUGAUUUGGUGGAGAGCUGCAAGGAAAAGAGCUAUCUAUACAUGCUUGCUAUGGGAUGGAGUGUCGUUUAUCAGUUUAGACAAGUUCAUGAUGAAAUUGAUAGGUAUCUUAGGCUCGUACCCUUGAUUUCUCUGGUCCAUGAGUUCAGGAUGCAGGAUAUAAAGGAAGGCUGGCAGGCAAUUGAAGAGGAUCAAAGAGACUAUACCCUCGAUGAAGACGAUGUAGAGGCUCAAAGUGUGAUUUUAAAACCUGACCGUUCAAAGAAAGAUGCAAACAUGUUGGAGAAGUCUCUAUCUCGCAGAUAUCCUGACUUGGGAUUCCAGGAGGCUCUCCAAGAAGAAAAGGAGAAAUUACAGAUUGAGCUGCAGAGAUCAAGAACAAGCAAGGAGCCAAAUCAAUGCCGAGUAAUUGAACAUCUAAUUGAGGUAACAGAAAAUGUCGUCAAUGAUGUUCCUGCAAAGAAGGUUACGAAACUUCUUGUUAAUGAGCCAACUUAUGUUGUAUCAGGGUACAUAACCAAUGCAAGAUCCAGCAAUGGGGUCCUAAAGCCUGGAGAUAAGUGCCAGUCUGAAUGGCAGGUUGAUCUUUUUGAUUGUUGCAAGGAGCCAUGUUUGAGCUUGAAGACCUGCAUUUAUCCCUGUGGUGUAUUUUCAAGGAUAGCCAAUGUGGUGUCGAAAGGAAAGACAUCUCGCGAGCGUGCGAUUAAUGAUCUAAUGGCGUACUCUAUUUUUUGUGGAUGUUGCUGUUACACCUGCUGCAUCAGGAAAAAAAUUCGGCAUCUUUUCGACAUUGAGGGAGGCUCAUGUGAUGACUUCUUAACUCAUUUCAUGUGUUGCUGUUGUGCAAUGGUUCAAGAAUGGCGAGAGCUUGAAGUCAGAGGCUUUGAAGGUUGCCCGGAGAGAAAGAUGAUUCCUCCGCCUUACCAGUAUAUGAUGCCUUAAUUCCUGAACAAUAUGCUGCUCUCUACAAGUUCUAUUUACUAGAUACAUGUAAAUAAACACUUUACAAAGGCAUGGCACUGGAGCAUUCUGCAGAGACAAUGUGUUGGAGCCAUAUUGUACCUCUAAGUUGACUUGAAAAUGAGAUACACGCUAAGUGAAACCUAUUUCUAAAUGAGCACAAUGCGGUACAUGCAGCUUAUGCCAAGGCGCUGCAUGAACAGCUAUCCAUCUAGAAGACCAGUGGAAUUUCCAUUAUGGCAGAAAGGGGAUGGUAUUUAAACUAAAGGCAAAAUCCAUCAGGUGAUUUAUGUGAAAAUUACAAGAUCAUUAACCAGUCAGGUAUACAAAAAUGUAGAGCUGUUAGAAGCAGCGUCAGAUCUGUCAGAAAAACUACUGGGUUAGAAUUCAGAAUCGAGCCAGUAAGUUCAGUGCCGGGAGACAGUGACAUUAAACCAAAUUGAACUCUGCUAAAAGGAAGAGCUGGCCUUGGCUGAAAAUCAACAUACAGAGAGGAGCGACAAGAAGGAAAAAGUAGCAUGCAAGAAAUAUUCUCUUUCUUUUCAAUAACAAACUAUAAUCCAUCCUUGGUGGACUGUGUAUCAUCAUUCUGUAGAGAUAAUAGACAACGAAACAGUUGUGAUAA